CUUCAUUACAUAGGUGGUCAUAAAGGGUACUGCACCCGUGAGGUCGUGACAGUUUGUCAGAGAUGGAGGGACAGGAGAGGACUGUCUGUCAGAGAUGGAGGGACCAUGGGAGGGACAUUCAGGACUUUCUGUCUUCAAACAUUGGAUGUGGACGUCGUCACCGUCAAGCCAGAAGCAGAAAAUGGACUUCUACGUCAAAUAAUGGACUCAGGAGGAGGACUCAGGACAUGCUUAACUUCUCUAACAGCACAGAGAUGGAUUACAUCCCUGACGAUGUUGAUUACUAUGACGACUAUUUCAACUAUUCUUACGGGAACUUAAUGAACACCUCUGACUAUGACCCGAAUGAUUGGUGUGCGGCCGAUGAGGAUCAGGAGUUCAUCAUCGGAACCUUCCAGACGUGUGUUUUCUGCCUCGUCUUCCUGCUCGGCGUCAUGGGAAACGGCCUGGUCAUCGCCACCUUCGCUCUCUACCGCCGCCUUCACCUUCGCUCCAUGACCGAUGUCUUCCUGUUACACCUGGCGCUGGCUGACCUCCUCCUGCUGCUCACGCUCCCUCUGCAAGCCGUCUACACUCGGGGUUGGAUCUUCCCCUCUUUCCUCUGCAAGGCCAUGCGUGCAUGCUACGCCAUCAACACCUACAGCGGCCUCCUGUUGCUGGCCUGCAUCAGCGUGGACCGCUACAUGGUGGUGGCGUGGGCUCAGGAGAUGCUGCGGCUGCGCACUAAGAUCUUAACGGGAGGGAAAGUGGCUGCUGUAGGUGUGUGGGUUGUUGCCGUGCUCCUCAGCCUGCCUGAGAUCCUUUACUCUGGAGUGUUGGAAUCAGGGAGCGAAGUGUACUGCGGCAUGAUAAAGAGCGGGGACGUGAAAAAGGCGACAAACGGCGCCAUCAUCGCCAUCUUCUGCUUCUCCUUCUGCGUCAUGGUCACAUGCUACUCUUUGAUCGCUCAGGUGCUGUGGGAGGGGCACACUCAGCGGCGGGGGAAACAGUGGCGUCGUCAGCGUACGCUGAAGCUGAUGGUGGCUCUGGUGCUGGUGUUCCUCGUGUUCCAGCUGCCGUACACCGUGGUGCUCACGCAGAAGAUGGCGGUUCAGUUCUGCGGUCUCCUGCUGGAGUACAUCACCUGCACGUUGGCGUACACCCGCUGCUGCCUCAACCCCAUCCUGUACGCCCUGGUUGGCGUUCGCUUCCGUAAAGACGUGGUGAGGCUGCUCCACGACUGGGGCCGUCACUGUGGGCUCCAGAUGGUGCAGCAGACGUUCAGCUCCUGCUCCAUGUCUCCUUCAUCGCCCGCUCUCACGGCUUGUUCGCCAAUUUCCCCCGAACGCAGUUGCUCCAGUAACGACCCGGGGCCUCCAACCAAGUUUCACUUUUCAGGAUACAAAUAACUUUUUUAAUAACAACUAGAAACUUUGAAUUACUCAUUCUUCUGUUUAGUAAACAUCAUGUUGCAAGAAGAUCGCAAGUAGUGUGGACACUGUGUCUCUGACGGCUGGCAUGCUCAGGUUUGGCAGCUCAAACGUUAUUAGUGCCGAUGAAUUUCAGGUUUUAAUCAAUUGAAAAGACAAAGAAGGUUUAGAACCGGAGGAAAACAACAUGUUUGGAAACACAUCAGCUACUUUAAAGGUGACAUAUUAUGCUCUAUUUCAUCAACAUAUAUUGGUCUAAGAGGUCCCCAAAACAUGUCUUUAAAGUUUAUGCUCAUAAA
This is a messenger RNA of Notolabrus celidotus (New Zealand spotty), 1708 nucleotides long. RefSeq names its product chemokine (C-C motif) receptor 10 (gene ccr10). The coding region runs from base 63 to 1388 and encodes 441 amino acids. The transcript has 4 exons. Gene Ontology annotation, molecular function: G protein-coupled receptor activity. Gene Ontology annotation, biological process: G protein-coupled receptor signaling pathway; immune response. NCBI's taxonomy places the organism in Eukaryota, Metazoa, Chordata, Actinopteri, Labriformes, Labridae. The record is from RefSeq and is a predicted model, not a curated record. Gene Ontology annotation, cellular component: membrane.